This is a messenger RNA of Lepisosteus oculatus (spotted gar), 4379 nucleotides long. It is a transcript of the gene afg2a, whose product is annotated as AFG2 AAA ATPase homolog A. Gene Ontology annotation, cellular component: cytoplasm. Gene Ontology annotation, molecular function: ATP binding; ATP hydrolysis activity. NCBI's taxonomy places the organism in Eukaryota, Metazoa, Chordata, Actinopteri, Semionotiformes, Lepisosteidae. The record is from RefSeq and is a predicted model, not a curated record.
UUCAGUGGCGUGUGUAAAGCAUGCUUGAUUUUCUAUUGCUGCUGACUUGAAUCACAGUGCUUCCAGCCCGUUAUAAUAGUGCACAGACAGUGAAGAUGUCAUCUAAAAAGAAAAAUAAAGCAAAAUCCGGCAGAUCAGCCGACGGGGAAAACAGCAGCGUGUUAGGGGACAGCUGUUCUCUUGAUUCAUCAAAAGUCCUAACUUCAAAUACCGAAGAAGAAAGACGGGUUUUGUCUAACCUGUCAUUCAUCGUUACUGACUUCAUUGAUAAAGCUGAUGAAAAAGUUCCUAAAUCCUGUAGAAGAUCCCUUGUACAACUAAGCCUAAAUGCCAUGAAGUCUGCAAACAUCUGUAUCGGACGACCAGUUUUGCUGUCCAGCAGUUUGUCUAAACAGGAGGUGUGCACUGCCUGGCCUACAGCCAGUUUCCCUGGUGGAAAGGUUGGCUUACAUAAGUGGACCCAGCAAAAUCUGAAAGUUAAGCCGGGAGAUGUGAUUACUGUCCAGCCGGUAACAGGUCCUAUACUGCAGGCAGAAGAAAUACACUUGUCUUUCAGACAGAGGGAUGAUGCUUUUAACAUGGAGGAAUUUACCAACUUCCUUCUUAGAUCUAUGGAUGGAAAAGUUCUACUUCCAGGAAACUUUCUUGGCCUGACCUUUUACGGCCGCCCAUGCAGCCUGAGAGUGGAGAAGGUGAAAGGAGUGGAUGGCAUCAGGAUGGAAACGAGCGGAUUUCCGGUGACUGAAACGGAAAAAGAGGCGUCUGGCGAUUCCACUCUGGAGACCACAUCUGUCGACUUGUCUCUGCAGCUCAGUCACUUGAACCUUGAGGAGAAUGAGGCGCGACCUCCAGCCAGCACCCCCUGCAAGCCCCAUUUGUGUGUAUCGGUGACCUCUGACCUAGAGCCUUGCCCCUCCCCGGUCAGAGAAUCAGGGGAGCCUUGUGGCUCAGAAGACCCAAGUUUCAGUCACUCCACUAGCAAUCCAGUUCACCCCGGUUCCAGUUCACCCCUCAGUGACUGCGGAGUUAAAUGCAACAGUGACACAUUUUAUCACCUUUCGUUGCUGACAAAGAUAAAGCUUCUUGAACAGAAAGCACACAGCAAAUCUGAGCUGGAGAGCACAGCUAAGGUCACUUAUAGCAUGAUUGGGGGGCUGAGUAGCCAAUUGAGCACAAUACGGGAAACGAUUGAGCUGCCUUUGAAACAUCCAGAUCUUUUCAAGCGCUAUGGCAUCCCGGCUCCCAGAGGAGUGCUGCUUUAUGGGCCACCAGGAACUGGGAAGACAAUGAUUGGGCGAGCAAUAGCGAAUGAAGUGGGUGUUCAUAUCACUGUCAUCAACGGGCCUGAAAUUAUGAGCAAAUUUUAUGGAGAAACGGAAGCGCGGCUAAGGCAGAUAUUCUCUGACGCUUCUCAACGGCAGCCAGCGAUCAUUUUUAUAGACGAACUGGACGCUUUGUGUCCAAAGAGGGAGGGAGCUCAGAACGAAGUAGAGAAACGAGUGGUGGCAUCACUGCUAACGCUGAUGGAUGGCAUUGGCUCUGAGGAGCACAGUGGCCAGCUUCUGGUACUGGGCGCCACUAACAGGCCACACGCACUGGACCCUGCUCUACGCAGGCCUGGCCGCUUUGAUAAAGAGAUCGAGAUCGGCAUUCCCAAUGCAGUAGAGAGAGCGGACAUCCUGAAGAAGCAGCUGAGCACCACGUCAUCCCUGCUGUCCGAGGAGGAGAUUGUAAUGCUUGCCGACAGUGCUCAUGGGUAUGUGGGGGCAGACCUGGCAGCUGUCUGCAAAGAAGCAGGGCUACAUGCAUUGCGUCGGGCAUUAAGCAAGGACACGCAGCUUUCUGACGCUGAAGUCAUGGGAACAGUAGCAGUCACAUUCCUGGACUUCCAGCAAGCCAUGAAUGAUGUCCAACCCAGCGCCAUGCGAGAGGUUGCGAUUGAUGUCCCAAAAGUACGUUGGGCAGAUGUUGGAGGGAUGGACCAGGUGAAGUUGAAGCUGAAACAGGCUGUGGAGUGGCCACUGAAGCACCCAGAGUCUUUCUCUCGGAUGGGUAUUAACCCCCCAAAAGGCAUCCUCCUGUAUGGUCCUCCUGGCUGCUCCAAGACAAUGAUAGCAAAGGCCUUAGCAAAUGAGAGUGGAAUCAACUUCUUGGCUAUAAAGGGCCCUGAAUUAUUGAGUAAAUAUGUGGGUGAAUCUGAGAGAGCUGUCAGAGAGGUCUUCAGGAAAGCCAGGGCUGUGGCUCCCUCCAUUGUGUUCUUUGAUGAGAUUGAUGCCCUUGCAGUUGAAAGAGGAAGCUCCUCAGGUUCCAGUGGUGUUGCUGACCGCGUCCUGGCACAACUGCUAACCGAGAUUGAUGGAAUUGAACAGCUUCGGGAUGUGACCGUGUUGGCCGCGACAAAUCGUCCGGAUAUGAUUGAUAAGGCCUUGAUGAGACCUGGGCGGUUGGAUCGCAUCAUCUAUGUACCUUUGCCAGAUGCAGCCACACGCAGAGAAAUCCUGAAACUUCAGUUCAGCAACAUUCCAGUUGCUGAGGAUGUCUGUCUCAAUGACCUUGUGAUUCAGACAAAGAAAUACUCAGGCGCAGAGAUAACGGCCCUGUGUCAGGAAGCAGCACUUCUGGCUCUUCAGGAGGACAUCAAUGCCAAGUACAUCAGGGGAAAGCACUUCGAAACUGCUUUGGAGAUUGUAAAACCGAGGAUUCCAGAUUCCCUCAUCCAGUCGUAUGUUAAUUACCAGAAGCAGAGUGGCCUAUAUACUGCCUCACAUUGCUAAUAAAUCUGCCUUCUACUGUAUGACAUUACAGUCAUUUGUACUUCCGAAAAUGACAUAAACUUAUAUAAUUUUAAUACAAAAUGAUGCGAAGGAUUGUAAUAGUUCUUAUUUUGUCAAAUAGUUCAAUGAUUUACUUUGAAUACAGUACAUGCACACAUAUUAAGCAUUUCUAACUAGAUCAAAUGUUUGAAAUCAGAUUCUCAUAUGUAAUUAUGCUAUUAUUUAUGAUCAUCUGCAACAUACCCAUUGUACUGCAGAACAUUGUACUGGAACAGUAUGAGUUAGGUACCUGGCUCAAAGCUACAACUGCAGUGUCUUCCUAACCAGGUUGUGAGCUCAUAGUCUCGCAAUAUGGACUCCAGAGCAGUUAAUUCUAUAAGACAUGUGUACUGAGAGGCAGGGAACACAACAGAGGAGUUUUGGAACCAACAAGAAGCAUUUGUUGCAUUUCUAUUGCUUUUCAACAAAUAUACACUGUGACUCCUAAAUAUUAAAGAAUCGCAUGUUCCAUUGGUGACUAAUUCAGUCCAUAUUAGUGUAAAUGUUACAGCAUGUGGGAUGUCCUGUGAUUCCUGUUCCUUACUGUUCUGCCCUAAGGAAGAGAGGACUGAUGUACUGUAACUGACUUCACAAGAGACAUGACUAUUGAUGCAUGUGCCUGUGAUGCAUCAUGAAAGUAACAACAAAGUUGACUAAUGUAUUAAUUCAGACAGCUCUGUGGACAUGUCAUUCUCACAGGAAACCAUGCGUACAUGUGCGAUGUUCUGGACUGUUCCUUUAGACACAAUUCACUGCUAUCUACAGUAUAUCUCCUUCUGUGAAUUGAGUCUGAACUGUGAAUUGCCCCACAUCUCCAUAGACAUCUGAAAAUAUCUUGUGGAACCGCUGAUGCUACAUGUCGUGGGUAUAAUCUUGGUUACUGAUGGGCCAGCGCCUUCUUGGGAUAUCUUUUAAAAUUUCUUCAGAUGUCAGAUUUAUUCAGACAUACUGUGAGCUUAACCUGUAUAUUAAAAAAACAGGAAAACACGACUUUCAAAACAUAAUGCAAAACAAUAAUGCAGACAUCAGGGACAUCAGAUUACUGGGUCAGAGCUUCUCCUUGUUUCAUUUUUGUUUUUCAUCACCAAACUUUUUUUAUUAGAAUCACAAUUAUGUUCUUCCCACCUUCUGUCUGAAACAACAUACUUUUCUUUUGCUUUCAUUUUGAAGGACUUCAGCGUAACUCCAGGAUUCUGGUUUUAUACUGGUUUGUAUCCAAUUCACAAGACCACCAUACACUACUGGACACUGCAGCCUCUUUGGUUAAUACCUGAAAUAAUACAAUGUCAAUUUACAGUUAAUAAAAAAAUACCGGCCCCAGCUACUUUUUUAUUUUAUAAAACAAGACUUUAAUGUGUUUUUUUUAUCUGUAUUAUUCUAUUGAAUGCACUAUAUGCACAUUCGGAUGUAUUCUCAAAAUGAUGGGAAAAAUAUUAUUUCCUGUUCUUAUAGCUUUUGAAGUACAAAAACAUUUUAUGUCUGUGACAGAUUAAAAAGGGGGUAAUAUACAUUACAUCAUGCUCCUAUCUGCAUAGGAAGACGUUUAAUAAAGAAUAUUUGAAACCA